Bombina bombina (fire-bellied toad) is the source of this 3590-nucleotide messenger RNA. RefSeq names its product BCL2 interacting protein like (gene BNIPL). NCBI's taxonomy places the organism in Eukaryota, Metazoa, Chordata, Amphibia, Anura, Bombinatoridae. Bases 105 to 1151 code for a protein of 348 amino acids. The transcript has 10 exons. Gene Ontology annotation, cellular component: cytoplasm. The record is from RefSeq and is a predicted model, not a curated record. Gene Ontology annotation, biological process: apoptotic process.
GUGUGUAUUUGCAAUAUUAUUUAGUGAUCAUGAGGCAGUACCGUGAGUAAGAAGCCUUGGAUACAACUUUGAGAAGGAAUCGUCAUCAAGUGAAUGAAAUAAAAAUGGGUACUUAUAUAGAAGAGAAAGGAACACAGAACCAAAGCUAUCACAAAGGAUGUAUAAAUCAGAGCUCUUUUCCCUCAGAACAUUCACAAAUGAAUAUUGAUGACAUGGAGUUAAAAGAGGAAUGGCAAGAUGAAGAUUUUCCCAGGCCUCUUCCAGAAGUAAAUGCAGAAGAAGAAAUUGACUCCAACGAAAAUAAUGAAUCAGAGAGCCCACCAAACACUCUGGAAUUAUGUGGCAACCGUCAUAUAAAAAAACAUCAACCUCCGCCGACCCUUAAUCUGGAAAAUAACGAAGGGUCACUGGUUGUAGGCGAGGUUCCAGAUCAAACACAAGACGAUGACGCUAUCUUUAAUAUAGAUGAUCUGCAGACCCCAACUGGAAGUGUAUUCUUGGGAAACAGCCAUGCUUUCGAGUGGGAAGAUGACCUACCCAGGGCAAAAGGAAGAGGGAGCUCUGCUUCGGAGUAUGUAUUUACUGAAAACCUUGUGACUGACAUAAAAGAUCAGGAUGGCAGGAAAUGGAGAAUCUUCCUGUCGGGAGAACGCAAAGUGGAUAUGACGGCUAUUGAGCCAUAUAAGCAAGUGAUCUCACAUGGAGGUUACUAUGGAGAUGGUUUAAAUGCAAUCAUUGUGUUUGCCUCGUGUUAUUUGCCUGAGAACAAUAUUCCAGAGUACCGAUAUGUCAUGGACAAUCUCUUCCGGUAUAUAAUAGGGACCCUAGAUCUAAUGUUUGUAGAAGACUAUACAUUGGUUUAUCUGAAUGGAGUGACCCCUCGCAAUAAAAUCCCCUCUAUUGGUUGGAUUAAGAAGUGUUACCAGGCAACUGACAGGCGGUUGAAGAAAAAUCUCAAGUCACUGUUGGUAGUACAUCCUGCCUGGUAUGUUAAGGCAUUAAUGGCCAUAAUACGUCCUUUUAUAAGCUCAAAAUUUGGAAGAAAAGUAAGAUUUGUUAAAAGCCUUUCGGAACUAUCACAGAUUAUCGCACUAGACCAUAUUCAUAUACCAGACUGCAUACAACAGUUUGACAGUGAAUUGAAUCGAUAACAUGAAAAAGAAAAUGUUAUCCAAAUACAUUGAAUAUAUAUAUAUUUUUUAAAGCUGUGUAUUUUUUUUGGGGGGGUGGACAUCUUAACCCUAUAAAAAAAAAAAUGCUGGAAACACGAGUUUAGUAUAUUAGUUUAAUAAGUCUAAUGCAGGGGUGCCUAAAACACAUUUACAUACACACAUAUAUACUAAAUAUAUAUAUAUAUAUAUAUAUAUAUAUAUAUAUAUAUAUGUACUGCAGUACUCACCCCCCCCCCCCCACACAUUUCAGAUCUUUUGAAAUGAAAAUCAUAUCUAUAUGAUUCUUAAAAAUGGCAGUGCACAACAUAUAUAUCACUAAUAACAGGAUUGGCCCUUGAGUUAAAGACAGCUACGUAAUGCUUUGCAGCACUUUGUGAGGGAUACUGAACCUAAAUUUUUUCUUUCAGGAUUCAGAUAGAGUAUGCAAUUUUAAGCAAUUUUCUAAUUUACUCCUAUUAUCGUAUUUUCUUUGUUCUUUUUGUAUCUUUAUUUGAAAAGCAAGAAUGUAAGCUUAGAUGCCGGCCCAUUUUUGGUGAACAACCUGGGUUGUUCUUGCUGAUUGGUGGAUAAAUUCAUCCACCAAUAAAGACAAAAAUUGGCUGGCUCCCAAGCUUAGAUGCUUUCUUUUUCAAAUAGAGAUAGCAAGAGAACAAAGAAAAAUGGAUAAUAGGAGUAAAUUACAAAGUUGCCUAAAAUUGCAUGCUCUCUCUGAAUCCCGAUAGAAAAAAAUUGGGUUCAGUGUCCCUUCCUUUUAAGUAUCUGGAAUGGAUAUAAUAAUGGGUGAUGAGUAUAAUAAAUAAAUAAUUCUUACUGUAAAAUAUAAUGCUGAGAGCAACUAAAUACUUUGGCUUCAAGCCAAAUGCAAAAAUGGUGGGAGGAGCUUGUAAGAAGUGAAGUUAGUGAAUGGUUGUGUCAGUAUGAAUGUGAGUGUGAGUGUGACAGCAUUAUCAGUUUUUGAGUGCAAAAGCAUUAGUGUGUGUCUCUGUGUACUUGUCACUAUGUGACUUAGUGUUUUUGGCACUAUAUAACAGACCCCAGCAUGUAGGAUUAUAUCCUUUUUAACAAUAUACAUUGCAUGAUAGCUACAUGUUUAUAGUUAUUGUUACCAAUGAGAAAAAAUGUACUGCAAUACCAACCCCCCCCCCCCCCAAUAAUACAGUGUGUAUCCAGUUUCUAACAUUUGUUUAGGAAAAUACAAACAUGAAUGUUGCACUUCAGAUCUAUUGAAAUGAAAAUGAUAUCUAUAUGAUUCUUAAACUUGGUAGUACACAACAAAUGAACUAAAAUGUAGACUCAUUUUAUGGGCAUUCUCUUAAUUCUAAUAGCUUAUAGAGUGUGUCCAUUUAAACUGUUGUUUGGAAUUCUGUAAUUUACACAAAUACAUGUCUGUACAAUAUGUUUAUACCGACAAUGUUUUCAUGUGUUUUUUAAACAUAUUUUUUGACCAUAAAAAGCAAGAACGUCCAACUUAAAGGGACAGCAAACACCUUGAUAUUUGUAUUUAAAAUGUGUAUUUAUGCAUAAUGAAAUAACUGCAAUAUAUUUAUUUUGCCCCUUAUUUAUAAUUUAGCCCUGAAAAUUAACCAAUUUAUAUUUUUCAGAACUUGAAAUGCACUCUUCUGACUUCUCAAAGCUAACUUUGCUACAUAUCUGUACCUAAUUGCCUUUAUCAGAUAAAAAAAAAAUGCAAAACAAUAUAUUUCAUAUUAACAUUAUGACCGUGGCUACUUUAGCCUUGUUGUCUGCAGUUUAAAGCCCAGAUUGGCUCAUUCAAAUAAGGCAAAUGGUAGGUGGAGUUUGGCUAGUGAAAAACAAUUGCAGUAAAAGGGAUGUUAUUUAAAAAACAAAAAAACAUUUAGAUUUGUCUGGUAUUCUAUAGCAACAUAACAGAAAUGUAUUCUAAUUACAAGGUGUUUACUGUCCCUUUAAGGUUAGCAAUCCACUGUUUUUCAUGCUAACCUCCACUUUCGAAUCUUUGGUAAAAAAAUUUAGCCCAGUUUAUUUGGAUUCAGGUCCUGGGGUAGUAUUAUUUGUUGGAAAGUUUUAAGGUCAAUUAUUUAAUAAUCUUUUCAUAGGGAUUAGCAGAUGUCUGUAGGUUUCUAGGCUUCUAUGUAUUUAUAGAGUAAUGGUGUUUUUUUAUAGCUGUGUAUAAUUUUGUUGCAAAUAAUACAACUGUUAAAACUUGUGAGUGAAACAAAAGUGUCCUAUGUGGGUACUCAUUUGAAAACAUUGGCUAUUCUAGCUAUAAAGAGUGGGAUUAGUUUCACAUAUAAACUGUUACAGGUCAUUUAGAAAAGUGCUUACUCUUGUCCUGAUAUUGUGCUAUUUUUUUAUUACACGUGAAUAUUUGUAUAAACAUGUUUGUGUUUUUAUGAGGGAUUUUUAAAAAUGCUGUUAAUAAAUUUUAUUUUUUGUUCA